Molecule: messenger RNA, 1751 nt
Organism: Lobosporangium transversale
Lineage: Eukaryota; Fungi; Mortierellomycota; Mortierellomycetes; Mortierellales; Mortierellaceae
Product: major facilitator superfamily domain-containing protein
Exons: 5
Coding region: 168-1655 (495 amino acids)
Biological process (GO): transmembrane transport
Cellular component (GO): membrane
Molecular function (GO): transmembrane transporter activity
Source: RefSeq, a predicted model, not a curated record
GAAUAUUUUUAUUACUUCUUCUCCACUCUCUUCUCCUUUGUCUUCUCCACUCUCUUCUCCUUUGCCUUCUCCCAUCUUUCGUGCAGCUCCUCUUGCUUUUACCCCUACCAUAAUACAUAUACCCAUCUCUCAACAGCAGGACAUUGGAGCACGGAUUUAAUCGUACCAUGAGUACUAUUGACAACAAAACACCCCAAUAUGCUUCGGAGAAGCAGGAGAUCGCCGACGUUGCCGACGCUGAGCGUGCCUAUAGCGUCACGUCUGAUGAAAUUGACCCUAUUGCCGUUAGUAAACUAAGAAGAAAAAUUGAUUGGCAUUUAAUCCCAUUGAUCUCAGUGCUAUACCUUUGCUCAUUUUUGGAUCGUGUCAAUAUCGGAAAUGCAAAGGUGGCUGGUCUGGAAGACGAUGUUGCCCUUACUCCAAGUGAGUACAACUGGGCCCUUUCUAUCUUCUUCAUUGGAUAUGUCCUUUUUGAAAUUCCCUCAAACAUUUUGCUCAAGAAGAUGGGGCCAAGAAAAUGGAUUACGAUUGUGAUGAUUGCAUGGGGAACUAUCAUGAUGGCCAUGGCUGCUGUCACGAAUGCAGCUGGAUUACUUGCAGCUCGUUUCUUCCUUGGGUUGGCUGAAUCAGGACUCUUCCCAGGCUCGGUUUACUUGAUUUCACUCUGGUACACUCGUUCGGAACAAGCCCUUCGUAAUGGAUUGUUCUUCAGUACAGCGACUAUGGCAGGUGCCUUUGGGGGUGUCUUGGCUUAUGGAAUUGCGCAAAUGGAUGGUAUUCAGGGUCUUCAUGGAUGGCAAUGGAUUUUCAUUCUGGAAGGUUUGCCUACAGUUCUGCUGACAAUUGUUGUGUUCUUCUACCUGCCUGAUUUCCCUGCCACGGCCUAUUUUUUGAACAAUACUGAGAAGGAGCUGGCUGUUAAGCGUCUGGUCAUCGAUGCAGGUCCAGCUACUCAGACUGAGUUCUCGUGGAAACAGUUCCGCGCAGUGUUCAUUGACUGGAAAGUGUAUAUGCAUAUGAUUACCUACAUCCUCAAUGCAACGCCUCUCUACUCUCUCUCCCUCUUCUUCCCAUCCAUUGUCCAAGGUUUUAAGUUUAGCCCUUUGACAACACAGGCUAUGACAGCUCCCGCAUAUAUCAUUGCCUGCCUCUUUACAAUCAUCUGCGCCUUUUCAUCAGAUCGUUUCCGCGAGCGUGGCUUGCAUUAUUCUCUUCCUACUUUCCUCGGUUGCCUUGGAUAUAUUCUUUUGAUCAUUACAAAGGAUUCAUCGACAAUCGUUCGUUAUGUGAGCUUGACUAUUACUGCAAUUGGUGUCUUCUCAUCUGUGCCCCCAAUGCUGUCUUGGUUCACAACCAACAUCGGAGGCCAUACAAAGCGUGGAGUUGCUACGGCCGCUAUUAUUUCGUUUGGAAACAUCGGAGGAGCUAUUGGAGGACAAAUCUACAGGGCCCCGGAUGCUAAAAAUGGGUUUGUCCGCGGACAUACCAUCUGUGCUUGCAUGAUGGGGAUUUCUGGAGUCUUGAUCUUGGUAAUGAAGUACUUUUUGCAACGUGAGAACAAACGUCGCGCCAAUCUGACCCCCGAAGAGUAUGCAAGAGAAGCUGAGGGCGAAGACCUGUGUGACAACCACCCUGGCUUUACUUAUUAUACGUAAAAAAAAAGAGAAAGAGAGAGGACACUAUCUUUCCGAUAUAAUUCUGUACAUAGCUUUCAAGCACCUUUUUUUUUUUUAGUAAAUGAUAUACGUAAC